Molecule: messenger RNA, 2454 nt
Organism: Lottia gigantea (owl limpet)
Lineage: Eukaryota; Metazoa; Mollusca; Gastropoda; Lottiidae
Exons: 9
Coding region: 8-1000 (330 amino acids)
Biological process (GO): endoplasmic reticulum organization; endoplasmic reticulum to Golgi vesicle-mediated transport; Golgi organization
Cellular component (GO): endoplasmic reticulum membrane; COPII-coated ER to Golgi transport vesicle; endoplasmic reticulum-Golgi intermediate compartment
Molecular function (GO): D-mannose binding
Source: RefSeq, a predicted model, not a curated record
AACCAAAAUGGCAGCCUACACGAUUUUAGUUCGAAGGAUACCUUUAUUAUUGUUGUUUUACUUCUCUCUUGCUGAAGACUUCAAUCCACUAGAUUAUUUGCGACGUGAACACACCUUAACAAAACCGUAUCAAGGUUCUGGUCUAUCUGUUCCACUAUGGGAUUUUGUAGGAAACACUUUGGUGACAAAUUCACAUAUUCGUCUGACUUCAGAUCAUCAAAGUAUCAAAGGAGCUAUUUGGAAUAAUGUGCCUUGUAUUGUUAGGAACUGGGAAUUACAUGUUAAUUUUAAAGUUCAUGGCUCAGGAAAAACUUUAUUUGGAGAUGGUUUUGCUAUAUGGUAUACUAAAGAUAGAAUGCAAAUGGGAAAUGUUUUUGGUAACUCAGAUCAAUUUGUUGGUUUGGCCAUAUUUCUAGAUACUUAUAGUAACCAUAAUGGUCCUCAUAAUCAUCAACAUCCAUAUAUAUCAGCAAUGGUGAAUAAUGGGUCCUUAGCUUAUGAUCAUGAUGAUGAUGGAACACAUACUCAAUUAGCAGGAUGUGAAGCUCAGUUUAGAAAUAAAAACUAUGAUACACAUGUUGCAGUAAGAUAUCACAAUACAGAAUUAAAGGUAUCAAUGGAUAUAGAUAAUAAAAAUGAAUGGAAAGAAUGUUUUACAGUAAAAGGUGUUUUAUUACCAGUUGGUUAUUAUUUUGGUGUUUCUGCAGCUACAGGAGAGUUAGCAGAUAAUCAUGAUAUUAUAUCGGUCAAAUUUUAUGAAUUAGAUACGGAUGAUACAAAUGAUACGCCACCAUAUACUGGAUUACCAGAAGCAAAAUAUAUGGAGGAACCUAGAGAUCGUGUGGAUGAAAAUAAAGGCUCAUAUUUAUUAGGAAAUUUAUCAGGAAUAAAAUUAUUUUUUGUUAUUAUUUUAAUUAUUAUUGGAGUUUGUGUGUGUGGUGUUGUAGGAUUUGUGGUAUUUCAAAAAAGACAAGAAAAUUCUAGAAAACGGUUUUACUAAAUUAUAUGUUUGGUUUAUUUAAAAAAAAACAGCAUCAAUGAUCUAUUCUUUUCUCUUUCAAAUAUAUAUAGCAAUGAAUUUAUACAUGGAAAGAAAAUAAAUUGGCUAUCUUUCAUUUAGACCUGUCUAUUUAUUUAAAUUAACAUCUAGAAAAAUAAACCAUAUUGUUUGAUAAGUCUAUGCUAUUUAUUUGAUGAAAAAAGGUUGUUUAUAAACUAAGCACAUGUUAUUCUAGAACUGGGCAAUAUACUGUUUUGGUAAUUUGACAUGAUAUAUGUUUAGAUAUAUCAACCAAAAAUUGAAAUGAUGAUAAUACAGUAUAAAUUUCCCAAAUAAAAUUAUGAUUUUAAUGAACUUAAUCUGGAAACUACAUACAAUCAACAUAUUAAGUCGAAACCAGUGAGUUCACUCCUUUGUUAUGCAGAAUUAUUGAAAAUUAUUAAUAUGAUACAGACUCAUUAUUUUACUACAACAUAAAUUUUAAAUCUAACUGUUUAAAUUUUAAAUCUAACUGUUUGUUAAACUCAUUUGUGCCUCCCAAUUCAUCCUUAUCCUAUGGUACAUCAAAGCAUUUUGCCUUAGAUAACUUAAAUGAGGUGAAACAGAGGUUUAACCAAUAAUAUUAAAUAAUUAGAUUAAUGUAUGGUGAAAAAGUGAUGAUAUAAUUGGCUUAUUUUGGAAUGAGAGUUUUAUUGCAUGAUUUGCUAUUAGCAGGGAUUAGAUGUGUCUUCCAGGGUUUAUGUUUGGGUUCCUUUCUGGGUUUAUCUGUAAUUGUUAAACUUUAAUAUGUGAAUGAAUGAAUAAAUUUCUGAAACAUGUUGACUGCAUAUUGAAAUACAGUCCACACAUUUCAAUUGCUCAAGAAAUAAUAUCUAGCAUAUAAAUCAAAUUGUGCUUUCUUUGUGAUUUACUUCAGUAUCAAUUACAUAUACAUGUAUAUAUAGAGUUAUAGGGCAGGUCCUUGUUACAUUAUUAGAUAAUCUUUACCACAGAAUGAAAUCCCUUUAUACCCACAGCUAUCUCGUUAUAUAGGGCUGGGUGAUAGACUGGUAUCAUGAUAAAUACUGCUAUAGGAAUUUAUAUUCAUAGUUAUCAUGUUACACCAUCAAAGCCCUGGUCAGAUUAGAUCAUCUAUACAAUUUUAAUCACUUGAUAUUUGAAACAUGUUUUUUCAUGCUAUUAAGAUUGAGUUGUGAUUGACGCAAAGAAGUAACAUUUUGUUUCAAUACGCAGUAAAACCCAUAAGAAAUAAUGUGAUAUAUACACAUCUGGGGAUAUUUCAAUGAUAGAUAUUAUGAUAUCCACUUGAACCAAUAACGCCCAGCCCUGCUGUUAUAUAAUUGAUGUUUCUGAAAUUAUUGAUUUUAGUGUGAAUAAUAGGUAAAUUUGAAUUGUUCAUCUCUUGUUUUUGUGUAUUGUGUAUAUUUUGAAGAAUGAAAUUUUGUUAUCUGUCA